UUGCUGGCUGCUCCUAGGCUCCCGGCUCGCCGCCAUCUUGUAUUGGGGCUUCAUUGUUCCCGCUGGGCCGGGCGGUUUAGUGUAAUUGCCGCCGGAGAAGGAGGCGGAGUAACCUCUGGUCAGCCGAGAAACCCCACUAUCCCGUAGCCAUAACCGCUUAAACGAUUUGGGAGGUAGUGAAGGGCAGGGAGCUGGACCCGGAGGCGCCGCCGCGACAGCAGCAGCCAUGGAGGACGAGAUGCCCAAGACUCUAUACGUCGGUAACCUUUCCAGAGAUGUGACAGAAGCUCUAAUUCUGCAACUCUUUAGCCAGAUUGGACCUUGUAAAAACUGCAAAAUGAUUAUGGAUACAGCUGGAAAUGAUCCCUAUUGUUUUGUGGAGUUUCAUGAGCAUCGUCAUGCAGCUGCAGCAUUAGCUGCUAUGAAUGGACGGAAGAUAAUGGGUAAGGAAGUCAAAGUGAAUUGGGCAACAACCCCCAGCAGUCAAAAGAAAGAUACAAGCAGUAGUACCGUUGUCAGCACACAGCGUUCACAAGGUAAUUGUAUCUUCUUAAACAUAAAAUGAAAUCUCUUGAAAGGGUAUUCACUAACCACCUGAAGUUUUUUUGUUUGAUAUUUGGGGGAGGGGGGCGGGAGGAGAUAUUAUUUCUAUUUGUCUCUCUAGCAAUACUUUUCUCCCUUCUCAGUGUUGACCAAGUAUAGCUUGUCCACUACUUUGGUGCUAUUUCAAACUUUCUGACCCGUUUGGUAGCAGCUGAUGCCUUAGAACUACUUUCACCAACUAGGGGGCAAAAUACUCUCCUUUCUUGAGGUCACCAUCUGGGCUUCAUACCCAGAUCUUCCAAAUGCUUGAGUUGCUCCUCAAAUUUUGUUUCCCAAAAAGCAAUCCAAAAUGUUGUUUAAGGCCUGUCAAAUAUGGGUAACUUUUCUUUCCAAAUAUGCUUUGUCAAAUUGAUGUAUGUGUCCAUUUUAAAGUUUUGGUCCAACAAUUUUGCAUUUUUAAAGUGUUUCUUUUUUUGAUAAUUGUCUUUUUUAAAAACUUCAGAUAUGGGAUGGUUAUUUCUCUCCAAUGCGUUUUUAAUGGUUCUGAUAUAAAGUGAAGGGAUUACUGUUUUCAUUCUGUUGCCUUCAGUCUUAGUUCACUUGCACAUGGAUUCACAUAAACUGAAUGGUGUAAUGUCUGGGCAACCAAAACUGUUGGCUUUUGAGAAAACUGUCAAAUACUUUAACAUCAAACUGUUGCAAUGCAAGGUAUUUCUUUGAUUGUUCUUCACAAAAUAUGGUUAAACCAAGUAUAUAUCAUGUAGCUAGCUUCAGUAAAUUGUGUUAACUGAGGCAAAUCUAGUCUACAUAAUUCACAGUACCACUAUUUUAUUUUAAUUUGUAAAGCCUUAAUAUAGUGGUAAACUGAAUAAAAGUAAAUAAUUAUUAUUAGAAUGGUAACUAAGUCAUUAAAUUUUUUUGCAGAACUGAAACUUGUAUGUUAUUAGUUUAUUUUCUUAGACCAGUGUAAUAAUUGACUGUAAAUAGAAAUAUAAAUGUCACUUUACAGUUAGAUGUAUCACAGUCAUUUCAGGAGAAUUUUUCCUAUAUUGUUACCUUGAUUCAUUGUUUAAAAUUGAUAGGAUUUGUAUAGAUAUAGGAUAGUGUUUUAUUUAUACUUUAUCAUAAGCCAUAAUCAUUUUAAGAAUACUUUAUUGGAUAGAUUUUAGUGCUUUUUAAAUUCUAAAGUUCUAUUUUUCUUUUCACUUCCCCUUCCUUCCCCUUAUAAGAUCAUUUCCAUGUCUUUGUUGGUGAUCUCAGCCCAGAAAUUACAACUGAAGAUAUAAAAGCUGCUUUUGCACCAUUUGGAAGAAUAUCAGUGUCUCUGAAGAAUGGACAGAAUUGCCCUGGCUAACUACAAGCUACGGUUCACAGUGGAUAAAUAGAUGCCCGAGUGGUAAAAGACAUGGCAACAGGAAAGUCUAAGGGAUAUGGCUUUGUCUCCUUUUUCAACAAAUGGGAUGCUGAAAACGCCAUUCAACAGAUGGGUGGCCAGUGGCUUGGUGGAAGACAAAUCAGAACUAACUGGGCAACCCGAAAGCCUCCCGCUCCAAAGAGUACAUAUGAGUCAAAUACCAAACAGCUAUCAUAUGAUGAGGUUGUAAAUCAGUCUAGUCCAAGCAACUGUACUGUAUACUGUGGAGGUGUUACUUCUGGGCUAACAGAACAACUAAUGCGUCAGACUUUUUCACCAUUUGGACAAAUAAUGGAAAUUCGAGUCUUUCCAGAUAAAGGAUAUUCAUUUGUUCGGUUCAAUUCCCAUGAAAGUGCAGCACAUGCAAUUGUUUCUGUUAAUGGUACUACCAUUGAAGGUCAUGUUGUGAAAUGCUAUUGGGGCAAAGAAACUCUUGAUAUGAUAAAUCCCGUGCAACAGCAGAAUCAAAUUGGAUAUCCCCAACCUUAUGGCCAGUGGGGCCAGUGGUAUGGAAAUGCACAACAAAUUGGCCAGUAUAUGCCUAAUGGUUGGCAAGUUCCUGCGUAUGGAAUGUAUGGCCAGGCAUGGAACCAGCAAGGAUUUAAUCAGACACAGUCUUCUGCACCAUGGAUGGGACCAAAUUAUGGAGUGCAACCACCUCAAGGGCAAAAUGGCAGCAUGUUGCCCAAUCAGCCUUCUGGGUAUCGAGUGGCAGGGUAUGAAACCCAGUGAAAAAGGACUCCAGAAUCUAAAGCCAGUGGCUUGAGGCUACAGGGAGUGUAGUAAAGCCGUUGUUUACUUAAAGAUUUAUCAAAUCAGUCAGUGCAAAUGUCAGAUACAAUGUAUUUAUUUAAAAGAUUCAUUUUUAAUCAUGAAAUUACUUAUCAUCCACAUUGUUUUAAAAAGAAACAAGAUGCUGGAUGUCUGCCAAUUUUUGCCUUCAUUACCUUUUUUGAUAAAGUUUCUCAGAUCCUUGUUUCAAACACAAAUGCAGGGAUUGCUGCCACUUUUUAACUAUUAAGAGGCAGAAAAUUGCACAAUAUUGAACUUUUUUCCACUGAAGUAGUGUGCAGUUCUAGUUUGCAUUCCUAAUAUGAUUUAAAACAUGUAAUAUAAAGAUGUUAAAAAAAAAACCAAAACUGUGCAGAGUCUAGAAGUUCUUUGUCAUCUUCAGCUUGUGCACAAUUCUGUUUUAGGUUAAAAAAAAAAAGGCAUUGUUUGAGCUGUCCCAUCUCCACUGUUAUCCUUUUGGGAUUUUUUAAUAUAAAUUAUUAGUUUACAUCAUUUUUGUAUCUACAUCUUUUUUCACAAAUUUGUCUUGCCUUAUUAAAGUUCUGUAAAAUAUACUUAAAUGGAAAAAAUGAUGUUCAUUUAGAUUGAAAACUUUUCUCAGAUGGAUUGAUAAUUGCAUUCAUCUUGUGUUUUAUAUGAGAAGGUGCCUCAAGAAUUUCCUGUUGGAUUUGUUUAAAAGGAUUUUUAUCUUUCGUGAUAAACUUUGCUGUGUACCAGGAACUAUAAAAACAAAAACUUGUUACUAAAGAAAAUAUCUGAAAUGUGAUAAGUUCUUAUGCCAUGUUAAUUUCAUGUGUUAACUUCAACAUUUACAUGUAUUAUUUCAUUAUGUAAAAUGUUUUAGCAAUUUAAUAUUUUGCACAGUUAGCAAACUUUGUAUGUCAUUUCCUUCAAGGCAUCAUGCAGAGUUGACAUGAGAUUUAUAAGGUUUUAAGUUGUUUGCAUGUGAAAAUCAAAUACAUACUUUGGUAGUCUUUGAAUACAAAGUCAUCUGCUCUUGUUUUUCAAGAAUUUUGAGACACAAAGUUGUAUGUAAAGGAAUAUAUUAAUUUGCCGUUUUCUAGGUAGAUUUGCUCAAAAAGAGUGAAUCAACUUAAUAUGUACAAAUGAUAGCUGUGAAACUGUAGAAUAUCUUUGUGUCAGGCUUGGAGUUCAUUGUGACCUCCAAAUUUUGCCUGAAGGACCAGCUGGGCAAAGCAUUUUUUAAAUGUUCAGAGGCCAAAAGAUAAACAAAAAAAAAACCUUAAAAUCCUACCUCUUUAAACAGCCUUCAAAUAAGAGAAUCCUCAGUGCAAUCAUUAUUUUGAUUCUUUUGGUACCUGUUUUCCUGGAGUUCCCGAUUUUAUUAUUUUGGGGUGGCUCCAAGCAUUAAGAGGUUUAAUCUUUGUUGGCAUUGUUCUAGUUUUGAAAUUUCUAGUAUAUUUCAGAGUCUCUUAGAAGACUUGUGUGGGAAGUUUCACUUUGUUUUCAGUGAAGGUCACAAACCUCCUUCUUCCUUGACUCAGAGAGGAAAGGUCCCAGUAUACAUAUUUGAAUGGUUGAUGGUUUUCAAGACCUUCAGAGAGCUCCCUGCAUUUUACCUAGAAACAGAAAAGGCCUGCAAAAUCUUAAGUUUCCUGGCCUGCAUUUCCCGGGUAGGGGCAAAUGACUCCAAGCUGGUCUCUGAGCCAAUACCCUUGUAAACCAGAGCCCAGGAAAGACAGCUCGAGUGUAUAAUUCUCUGGAGCUCAAUUCUAUGCAGUUGUGCUGAUAUUUCAUUAAGUCACUGUGUAUUUUUAAGUGUUGAUACAUUAAAAGUCGCUUUAUGGAAGAUGAGUAAAUUUUUUAAAUAUUUGGAAAUUUUAUUUCCUUGUUAACUUCUACAGAUCAGGGCAUGCAACCAAAAGCAGCUUAAAUGAAAUAUUUUAAAAAAAUAAAAUAUCAGGAAGCUAUUUUUAGAUUUCUUCUGGCUUAUGUUUCUACUUUAGGACCCUCAUUUUUCUCUUAUUAAAAAAAUUAUUUCCUGCACAUCUCAUGGACUGCAGGGUAAAUUAUUUGGGCAUAAAUAAUUUAAAUAGUUUUCUUUUAUUCUGACUAUCUCCAGUAAUAGCAGUUUUUAUUAUCCAGCAUAUUGGCUUAUUGCACAAAUCUUAAAAUGUACAUUGACUACUUUUUGAGAAGAAAGUGGUAUCAGUACUUAAGAUGAAAAGGUUACUACUGAACAAAUUCACAUUUCAGGAACACCUCUAUCUUUGGUUUAAGUCUUACUCUUAGUUUUUCAGUCUAAAAAUCAUACUGGUAUUAGUAUCAGGUAAGGAAAUUAAAGUUUUUAAAAUGGUUUCAUGCGCUGCAAUAUGCAAAAUUUAGAUUUUACUUUCUGGUACUGUAAAGAACCUGAAGUGAUUCACACUUAAUAGGUGAUUAAUCCAGUAUUCUUUACCCUGAAUGUUUGGAUAUUAAAGUUCCUUUAUGUUUUCUAUAACCUAUGGGAUCUUCUUGCAGUGAUUAUUGUGUGUGAGAUUUUUUUUCUUUUUGGUCUAUCCAUAUUGUUAUAUUCACUUGGGUAUUUGUUAUUUUUUUUUAAUGUUAUUCCAGAAUCAGUGGUUUACAUUGGGUUACUGUUUAACACCAAAUGGAAUUGGCAUUCUGCAGAUUUAAUUAAUUAUGAAACCAGGGUCUCAUUUUCCUUGCGGAUACUUGUUAAAAAUAAGAUUCACAUUCUAGUCUUUAUUUUCCUCCUGUUUUUCCCUGUGCGUGUACAUCUUCCUUUUAUUUGUGUGUUAUAGUUCUAUUCCAUUUGAGAAGGCAGUUGCUAAGAACUAGAUUGCAUGUACAAAGACAGGUUUACUAAGUGCUUACAGUGGUCCUGAGGUUACAGUUGAAUUAGAAAAACAAAAUGUACUUAUAGGAAAUAAGAAAGCAAACCUUUCAAAUGAGAGUGAUGAUUUCUUUAAAAAAAAAUCAGUUUUUUUCUCUCUUAAAUAAUGUUCUUUAUUUCACGAAAUCAUCAAUCUUAAGCAUGAGCAGGAUAAACAACUCCUAGAAGGAACUCAAUUCAUUCUUCCUGGAUUUUCACUGUGUUAUUAAAUCACAAAAAUGAUAGUCCCCAGUCGUUUCUUUAUAGGAGGUUAUUACAUUUUAUUACAGUCACUGCAUUUUGACUGUUGUGUUUAGAAUUUGAAUGUACAUCCAAAAUGAUGAGUUUCAAUUUAAGAGCCUUAAUAAAAUGUGUGAGUGUGUCUCAA
Nomascus leucogenys (northern white-cheeked gibbon) is the source of this 5973-nucleotide messenger RNA. It is a transcript of the gene TIA1, whose product is annotated as TIA1 cytotoxic granule associated RNA binding protein. Bases 1949 to 2689 code for a protein of 246 amino acids. The record is from RefSeq and is a predicted model, not a curated record. Gene Ontology annotation, molecular function: mRNA binding. NCBI's taxonomy places the organism in Eukaryota, Metazoa, Chordata, Mammalia, Primates, Hylobatidae. The transcript is spliced from 13 exons.